Verruconis gallopava is the source of this 2093-nucleotide messenger RNA. RefSeq lists its product as uncharacterized. The coding region runs from base 117 to 1586 and encodes 489 amino acids. The record is from RefSeq and is a predicted model, not a curated record. Gene Ontology annotation, biological process: proteasome-mediated ubiquitin-dependent protein catabolic process. Gene Ontology annotation, cellular component: proteasome regulatory particle. The transcript has 3 exons. NCBI's taxonomy places the organism in Eukaryota, Fungi, Ascomycota, Dothideomycetes, Venturiales, Sympoventuriaceae.
CGAACACUAUCCACACCUAGCGUCAGGUGCAGUAUCAGCCAAUCUGAAGUCUCACACCGAACUCAUAAAUCUGUACAAUACCUUUCCUUCACCGCACUCUUCUGUCCAUCCUCAUCAUGGGCGAGCCACAGUUUGUUAAAUAUCCCGAUCUCUCACUUGCACAACAUAUCUUUACCAUUACCAACCCGCACGCGUCGUCGCGUUCCCGCCAGACUUCACUAGCAGCACUCAAAAAUGCCAUCGAAGAGCAACGAAUGGCUCCAUUAUAUCGGUACCUUGCACAUCCUACCGAAGGCGUGUUGAAUGUCUCCAGUGAGGGUACGACAGAUGCACCCAAGCAGAUACUAAGACGAACGAGCAGCUCUGCAACGCAGAUGCUGGCAACCAGAAGACCCAGUUGGGAAGCUGGUAUCAACUUGAACUGGGACGACGUCCUUUUUGAGGAGCUUCAGGAGGAGAAUGAAGAAGAGCUGAAAAAAAUUCAGCGGGAGGAGGAUGAGGCCGUCGAAAAAGCUGGCGAAACCGAGAUACAGACUGCACGGGGGAAACGGGCUGAGUACUACACAAAAAUUGGCGACAAGGAUAAGGCAAUAGCCGCAUACGAAGCUGUCUUCGAAAAGACAAGCAUCUUAGGCACCAAGAUUGAUAUUGUCCUCGCUCUCGUUCGCAUAGGUCUCUUUUUCAACGAUCGCAUCUUUACCAAAAGGGCCAUUGAGAGGGCAUCCGCCCUUGUCGAAAGUGGUGGAGACUGGGAUCGCCGCAACAGGCUUAAGGCCUAUACCGGUUUGCACUCGUUGACCGUCCGCUCUUACAAUAUCGCCGCGCCUCUGCUUCUUGACAGCUUGUCCACUUUUACCAGUUAUGAACUUUGCAACUAUUCAAGUCUAGUUGUGUAUGCUGUGCUCGCUGGUUCCGUAGCACUCAAGAGGGUGGACUUCAAGGCCAAGGUCGUAGACGCUCCAGAAAUCAAAGCUAUCCUUGGCGAAGGUGAAGACAAGCUCUCUGCCCUCACCGGUGCAAUGUCCGCUGGUCCUGCAGCUGGUGAUGAAGAGAUGGGAGAUGUGUUGAGUACCUCUACACCCGCACCUACGGCUGUAAAUCUCACGGCAAUCGGCACAGACAAGGCAAACGAAACUGAAAUGGACGUUGAUUUCAUGCCGCUGGCAAGCCUGGUCAAUAGCUUAUAUGCUGGUAACUACCGCUCAUUCUUCGUAGCGCUUGGGACCGUAGAAGAAAGGUUCCUCAGUCAGGAUCGGUAUCUUUACGAGCAUAGGCACUGGUAUGUGCGCGAGAUGCGAUUACGUGGCUACCAACAGCUUUUGCAGUCAUAUCGUGUCGUAGGAUUGAGAAGUAUGGCAACGGACUUUGGAGUUAGCGUGGAAUUCUUGGACAAGGAUUUGAGCAAUUUCAUUGCCACCGAUCGCGUCUCCUGUAGAAUUGAUCGUGUCAAUGAGAUCAUUGAAACAAACCGACCAGACGAUAAAAACAAGCAGUAUAACGAUGUGUUGAAACAAGGCGAUCAGCUCAUUACGAAACUACAGAAAUAUGGUCAGGCCGUACGACUUCGAGGGAGCGAGCGCGGGUAGGCAUAUAGCGCAAGUCAAACUGCAAUUGCUAAACGCCACCCGCACGGGUAGAAUUAACGGCAUUGUUGAUUUAUUACUGUAGCGAAGGCGCCGUAGAUUUCAUGUUUACAGCAUUGCGGUACGUACCGAUAGCAUAGAAUCAAGUGCUGAUGCUCGACUAUGGAUUGUGGACCGUAGUCACACCGUACUCCAAUCAUAAAAGCGUUAGACUUCGUUUGCGUCAAAUCUCGAUAGCCUUGCAGGCUGCGCCCAUGGCCCCAAUUUUCCUGGCGACUCUUGAGCAAAACGAAUUCCACCAUUGUUCACAGCGAAUUGUUGAAGAUGAAUGCAAAAAGAGCAGAGUUGCGCACUUAAAUCCAACAAACGCCGUCUGCUAUUUUGUUACAGAGUAACAUGGGAAUCACGUAAAGAAGCGAUUAUAUUGAUUAUUUAUGAUCAAGGUGAUCGACUCACAUAAGCGAAGGGUUGUGAUUCGCCUAAAGGAAAUAGACAAAUCAAGAAUACAGC